AUGAUCGGUGCUAUCAAUUAUCUACCGCGUAUGAACAAAAAUUUAAUCAUUCAAAAUUCAGUCAAUGUUAAGUUCACUAUAAGAAAUGUUACCAAUUCUCAAAUAAAUAUCACUGCAAUCGCCACCACCGCUGCAUAUAGAUCAUUCGAAAACUUUAUUUGUGACGAGAAGAAAAUUAAUCGGUUUACAGUUUCGUCUACAACAUCAGCCAAUGAUUCAUUUGAUGUAUAUCGAAAAACUACUUUAGAAAAAUAUUGCGAUAUUGUACCUAUUCCACGACGUGAUUGGUCACCACCAAAGUCUUACACUGAAAAGGAUGUUGCGUUUGUUAUAUUUACGGCUGCUGCAUUUUUUCAUACACGAGCAACAGCAACACGUGAUACAUGGCUUUCACGUAUAACAAAUUAUUAUUUUCUUAGCGCAACUCCGUAUCCACAUUUACCUGUAACUGUUGUUCCUGGUGCUGGCGAAGAUAAAUUGUCGAAUAUGAAAAAGCUUUUCUAUGGCCUACAAAUCAUCUAUAAACAACAAAUGAAUCGUACUUCCGAUGAACGACAAAAAUGGUUUUAUAUAGCUGGUUGUGAUACAUUUAUCCUUCCACAUCAUUUACUUAAACGACUUGAUGGCUUAGAUUAUAGACAGCCGAUUCGUGUUGGUGGUCAUUGGGGUUAUUGUGAUUGCCCAGGACCCAAUGGAACAAGAUUUAGAGGUGAAUUUCCAUCAGGUGGUGCGGGAUUCUUUUUUAGUAUGAAAUUACUUGAAAUAUUACAACCACAUUUAACUAAUUAUGUUGAAAAUGUUUGGCCUCGUGGUUCCGAAAUAUCUGAUGUUGCACUUUCUUGUCUUGCUCAUCAGCUCGGCGUUGGUUUAACUAAACAAGUCGGCUUUUGGGCACAUUCACCAGCAUUUACAUUAGGUGAAAAUGGACGCUCUAGAUUUCAUAAAGAACCUGAGCCAAAUGAUUUUCAUUAUAUUAAACCUGAUGAAAUGUAUGCACUUGAUGAAUUUUAUGUUCAUCAACAUAUGGAUAGAUUAAUAAAUGAUCAAAAUUGGCAUGAAUUCACUCGAUUUAUGCGACGUUUUGUGGCUAGUCAUUAUGAACUGUUGAGGAAAAAAAGGCGUGAAUGCAUUUUGCCAAGUAUAGGAGCUGAAGUAAAAUUAUGA
Rotaria socialis is the source of this 1164-nucleotide messenger RNA. The record is from the annotation of a GenBank genome assembly. Lineage: Eukaryota; Metazoa; Rotifera; Eurotatoria; Philodinida; Philodinidae.